Anopheles maculipalpis is the source of this 5051-nucleotide messenger RNA. It is a transcript of the gene SLO2, whose product is annotated as potassium channel subfamily T member 2. Lineage: Eukaryota; Metazoa; Arthropoda; Insecta; Diptera; Culicidae. Bases 165 to 4952 code for a protein of 1595 amino acids. The record is from RefSeq and is a predicted model, not a curated record. Gene Ontology annotation, biological process: potassium ion transport. The transcript has 28 exons. Gene Ontology annotation, cellular component: membrane. Gene Ontology annotation, molecular function: intracellular sodium-activated potassium channel activity.
UGUAAGUUUGACAGGUAGAGGACGGGAUUGGGCCUUCGCCAUCCCAGUACGGUACCAAAAUAGCCGACAAAGUGUGGCAACGGAUUCGAUCCCCCCGGCCACGGCGGGCCGCGGGUGGAUAUGUGAUCCCGCGGGCGGAUGCGCCCCGCGCCAGCACCAGCAUCAUGGAGGACACGAUCAUCGAGGUGGUGGACCGGGAUAGCUUGCAGCAGUCGCGUAUGGCACUGCCACCGCGCUACCGUUUCCGGGAUCUGCUGCUCGGUGAUUUCGCUUUCAACGACGACGGUGAAAGAGUACGGGUAGAAUAUUAUGUAAAUGAAAACACAUUCAAAGAAAGACUGCAACUAUAUUUUAUAAAGAAUCAAAGAUCAAGUUUAAGGAUACGUAUCGCUAAUUUAUUCUUUAAGUUGUUAACCUGCAUACUGUACAUAUUUCGGGUAGUUACGGAUCUGAAUCCAACGUUUGCAACCUGCUACGGUUGCAAGGUGGGCAACAAGACGGAAUUCCUGUGGUCGGCAACGCGAACCGAGGAAGCGUUCCAAGAAGAUCCCAUCAUCAAUUGGGACGCGAUCCUGUGGGUAAACCGACCAACCGAGCUGUGGGCUGUACAGUUGGUGCUGGCGCUAAUUUCGCUCACAGAAGCGCUCCUGAUGGCGUACCUCGGAUAUAAGGGCAACAUCUGGCAGCAAAUUUUAUCGUUUCAUUUUAUACUGGAGCUCGUUACAACGAUACCAUUUGCAGUAACGAUUUUAUGGCCCCCAUUCAGGAACUUAUUCAUUCCAGUGUUUCUGAACUGCUGGCUCGCUAAGCGAUCGCUCGAGAACAUGUUUAAUGAUCUCCAUCGGGCAAUGCAAAAGUCACAAUCAGCGCUAUCACAACAGCUGACGAUACUGUCGGCGACUCUACUCUGCCUAGUGUUCACAAGCGUCUGCGGGAUACAGCACUUUCAACGGGCCGGCCAUCGACAUCUGAAUCUGUUCCAGAGCACCUACUACGUGGUGGUAACGUUCUCGACCGUUGGCUACGGUGACUUUGUGCCUGACAUCUGGCCCUCCCAGCUUUUCAUGGUCAUCAUGAUCUGUGUGGCGUUGAUCGUGCUUCCAACGCAAUUUGAACAGCUGGCGUUCACGUGGAUGGAGCGUCAGAAGCUGGGAGGCAGCUACUCCUCACACCGGGCACAAAGUGAGAAGCACGUCGUCGUCUGCUCGACCACGCUGCACGCCGACACCAUCAUGGACUUCCUGAACGAGUUCUACGCCCAUCCGCUGCUGCAGGACUACUACGUCGUGCUGCUCAGCCCGAUGGAGCUCGACACCACCAUGCGAAUGAUCCUGCAGGUGCCGAUCUGGGCCCAGCGCGUCAUCUACAUCCAGGGCUCCUGUCUUAAAGAUGGCGAUCUGGCGCGGGCCCGCAUGGCCGAGGCGGAGGCGUGUUUCAUUCUGGCUGCCCGCAGCUACGCCGACAAGACGGCCGCGGACGAACACGCCAUACUGCGCUCCUGGGCCGUGAAAGAUUUCGCACCAAAUAUCCCGCAGUAUGUACAAAUUUUCCGACCGGAGAACAAGCUGCAUGUGAAGUUUGCCGAGCACGUCGUCUGCGAGGAUGAGUUCAAAUAUGCACUGCUCGCUAACAACUGUACAUGCCCCGGGGCGAGCACGCUCGUCACGCUGUUGCUACAUACGUCACGCGGACAGGAGGGCCAGCAAUCGGCGGAAGAGUGGCACCGGUUGUACGGCAAGUGCUCUGGCAACGAGAUUUAUCAUAUCGUGCUCGGGGACAGCCGGUUUUUCGGCGAAUACGAAGGGAAAAGUUUCACCUACGCCAGCUUUCAUUCGCAUCGCAAAUACGGAGUGGCCUUAGUCGGAGUGCGACCCGCGGAGCUGCCCGAGUUCUACGAGGACACGAUACUGCUCAAUCCCGGGCCGCGUCACAUCAUGAAGAAGGAUGACACUUGCUACUACAUGAGCAUCACCAAGGAAGAGAACUCGGCCUUUGUGGUGAACCAGAACCAAAACCAAAGUCCCGAUCAGCCUCCGAAAGAAGUAACCGCGAACAACAACAACAACAACAACAACAGUAACAACAACAACCACAACAUCAACAACAACACCAUCGGUGCCGGGGGUGGCUCCGUGCCGCCCAUGGCCCCAGUGCCUUCGGUCUGUGUGCGUGUGCCGCAUAGUCCCAGUCUCAAUUCGGCCAACUCCGACAGUCCCGGCUCACCGCGGGCCACUAGCAAGCUGGACGGUCACGACUUUACGACACUGGCCGUGCCAACGACCUACACGGAAAGUGUCACCACUGGUGGAAGCAAUCCGGCAGCCGGCACUACAGCCCUCACCAAUGCCAUCACUAUAUCGGACUCCAAGUCCAACCUCAAGGAAAGUGCGGCAGCACCCUUCGCGGGGACCACGCAUACCACAACAACAACGACCACGACGACACAAUCAACGUUAGGACCUCCGACCAUCUCAUCCGCGAACCAUCUCGAGAUUCCUACCGGCAACAAUCCAAAUCUACUCAGUCCCGACAUCCUCAACCAACGGAGAGGCAGCCGGAGACCUUCGAUUCUACCCGUGCCGGACAUGUUCACGUCGUCAUCGUUUAGCAUCUCCGGCGAGGACGGUAUCGAUGGGGAAGACAACGAAAGUGACGACGAGAUCGACGAUGACGUGCCCUGGCGGUCACCGUCGGAAAAGAUUGCUGGCGGAAGUGCAGAUCUUUCGCUCCUGCAAACGGUGUCGCUCGUUCUGAGCUCAUCCGGCGAAUCGAAAUGUUGUAGUUCGACAUCCGAUACCAAAGAUUCAACUCACACACCCCCUGCAUGGCAUACUGACUGUUCCCGGAUCGUGAAAGGAUUUCCACCGGUUUCACCGUUCAUUGGCGUCAGUCCGACUUUGUGUUUUCUUCUCAAGGAAAAGAAACCUCUCUGCUGCCUACAACUUGCUCAAGUUUGCGAACACUGUAGCUAUAGAAAUGCGAAGGAAUAUCAGUGGCAAAAUAAAACCAUCAUUCUAGCGGCCGACUAUGCGUCCAACGGUAUCUACAACUUCAUCAUACCGCUCCGAGCACACUUCCGGUCGAAAACGUCACUCAACCCGAUCAUUCUGCUGCUCGAACGACGGCCCGACAUUGCCUUCUUGGAUGCUAUCUCCUACUUCCCACUGGUGUACUGGAUGUUGGGUUCGAUCGACUGUCUCGACGAUCUACUAAGGGCCGGCAUUACCCUAGCGGAGAAUGUCGUCGUCGUGAACAAGGAGCUGUCAAACUCAGCCGAGGAGGACACACUAGCUGACUGCAAUACAAUCGUUGCUGUGCAAACAAUGUUUAAAUUUUUCCCAAGCAUCCGCAGCAUCACCGAACUAUCCCAGAGCUCAAACAUGAGAUUCAUGCAGUUCCGCGCACACGACAAGUACGCAUUGCAUCUGAGCAAAAUGGAAAAGCGGGAGAAGGAGCGAGGCUCACACAUAUCAUACAUGUUCCGGUUACCGUUCGCCGCCGGCAACGUCUUCAGUGCAUCGAUGUUGGACACGCUGCUAUACCAAGCAUUCGUGAAGGACUACGUGAUUACAUUCGUGCGGCUACUUCUCGGCAUCGAUCAGGCCCCGGGCAGUGGAUUCCUCACCUCGAUGAAGAUCACCAAGGACGACAUGUGGAUACGUACAUACGGCCGGUUGUAUCAGAAGCUUUGCUCCACCACGUGCGAAAUUCCGAUCGGUAUCUACCGUACGCAGGACACAUCCAGUGCGGAUGCAUCACAUGUGAGUAACUCGCCAGUCGCCGAAAAAUGGCGUCCGUUUGGAUCUUUCGGGACCUUUAAACAUUGUGUGCGGUUGCGACCAUCGUAUGAAGAGGAAGUGGUUACGACCACCGCCACCGCUAGCAGCACCUCGGCCAGCGGCGUACCGAUCAAGGGUGUUGCGGAAGCGAACCUCCGGGGUGUAACCUACCGCCCGCCGCCGGCCACAAUCCGCAAGUCAUCGUCCUGUCUGGGUGGAUGCACCGCCCGUAAAGGAUCGAGCUACUCGAUCAAUAUGGCCGACGAAGCGCGCGAUAAUCAUGUGCAGCAAAUCGAACGGGCCGAGAUCGCAAACUUGGUGCGUAGUCGGAUGGAAUCGCUAAAUCUUCCGAGCAUCGACUAUGACGACGUAAGUGAAAAGCGCAACCAUCUUUCGUACGUCAUCAUCAACCCGUCGUGCGAUCUCAAGCUGGAAGAGGGUGACAUCAUCUAUCUGGUGCGGCCCUCUCCAUUCUCGGCCCAGAAAACGUUCGAACGGCACAACUCGCGUCGAAAGUCCAACAUAUCAUUCUGCUCCAACAUCAAUCUGGCGGCGGCGGCGGCCGGCUCACGGCGCGGUUCCGGCAUCGGCCUGAACACCAUCGGUGGACCUCAGCCGAUGUCAGGUUACGUAACGCCCCGGGCGCCUCCGCUGGUCACAACAAAAUCGAAUUCUCUAUCUCUUCCAGAUAGUCCUAAUGCAAUGGGACAGAUGCGGGGAAGGAGCAACUCCUUGAGGAUUGACAGCGACAUCCUUCUGAGACGCUCCAACUCUCUGCGACAGGGACUGCCGAACAUCGGGGCAUCGGGACGCCGGAAGUCAUCGCUGGAGGAGAUUGGCAUAAGCCACUUUGCGACGCUGAUGCAGGCAACGAAUCACUCGAACCCAAUCAAGAUUGCUCUGAACGGUAGCAUCGGGCUGGAGGUAACACCUCCAGAGGAACCGCUACCAAUCAUCGGUGUACCGUGUCUAAGCGGUGGGAUUAACCCGUCCACCCUCGGUGGACCCGGUUCCGGACUGGGAGGUUCAACACUCGGUGGGUCUACACUCGGUGGCUCCUCACUCGGUCUGAGCAACGCGAUAGAGUCCAACAAUAGCGCCUCCACACCGAACAUCCAGAUGCAGAACGAAUCCUCCCAGCAGCCGCAGCAUCUGCAUGGCACGAUAGUAUGAUAUAACUUAAUGUGGGGCCGCAGGCUCCGUUCGGCGGUACGCAACAACAAAUGGAUAUAGAGCUAGCCAAACACCCGUCGCUUCAGUCGUAGGUACUAG